CAUGGCUGCGCACAUGGACCACGGCAUUACUGGUUACCACGAAUUUUGCACGUAGGCUAAAUUGGCAUUUUAUAUUUCUCCGUGCAUUCUCGCAUGUAAGCCAGUUUUUAUAAGAAUUUUGGAUAUUACUUUUAUUAGAUAUUCGAGUCUGUGAAGUGAAUGACGGAGAUUCUAGUAUAAAAAAUGCUGUUCGUGUGGCGACGAGGACUUGUACAUAUAAACACUUACUUAAAACUGCGCACACAGCCUCCUUUAGAUCUGACAUUACGUGUGCUGCGACAUGCCUCUUCUAAAAAAUCUUCGAAGAUGGCGCAGAAAAAGAAUACUGCACGUCCGGAACAGAAACAGAAACAACGUGGAAAUGUGAAUAUAACAAGAAUUAAACAGAAAAAACUAAGUGAUUUAGUUAAGCCAAUAAAAGUGGAUUUUACAGCAGACCUUCAGGAGGAUGAUGUACUCGGCAAAGAGCUGGUUGGGGAAUUAAAAAAAGUUGAUAUUGUGAGGGUGCUCUCUGCUUUUGCCAAAGAUGAAAGUUUGUAUAAACUGGGAGAAGAACAAGGCUUGGAUAGGGCACUUUAUAUGCAAUCAUUUAAGAGUUUCAAAAGUUCUUUAUUGGAGGCUGAGGAACUACCUACAAGUCUUCAUGUAUUGCUUCAUGACCUGUCUCAGAAAAAUGGUCAUGUUGCAGACUUAUUCCCAUACUUCCUAGAUCAUGCAAAAGAUAUAUUUCCUCAUUUAGAGUGUCUUCAUGAGUUGAUGCACAUCAGUGACCUUAGGAAACCAACAAACUGGUAUCCUGAAGCCAGACAAAAGAAAAGGAAAAUCAUAUUUCACGCAGGACCUACAAAUAGUGGAAAGACAUAUCAGGCCUUGACACGCUUCACAACAUCUCAAUCUGGAGUUUACUGUGGGCCUCUCAAAUUGCUUGCCAAUGAAGUCUUUAAUAAAACCAACAGUUUGGGUACUUAUUGUGACUUAGUGACUGGAGAAGAGAGGAAGUAUGCUCAGGAAGAUGGGAUUAUAUCAGAUCACGUGGCUUGCACUGUUGAAAUGGUCAAUACAACAGUUGACUAUGAAAUUGCUGUAAUAGAUGAGAUCCAGAUGAUCAGAGAUUACAACAGAGGCUGGGCUUGGACAAGAGCAUUGUUGGGAGUCAAUGCAGAUGAGAUACAUUUAUGUGGAGAAAAAUCAGCAAUACCUUUAAUCAAAGACCUACUGGCAGAAUUAGAUGAAGAAGUGGAGGUGAAUGAAUAUGAGAGACUAACAGAUCUUACAAUUGAGAAUUCAGCAAUGGGCUCACUAGAAAAUGUACAACCUGGUGAUUGCAUUGUUUGCUUCAGUAAAAAGGCAAUAUAUGCCACUACUCAACACUUGGAAAAGCUUGGCCAUGAAGUAGCUGUUAUUUAUGGGAACCUACCCCCAGGAACUAAACUUGCUCAGGCAAAGAGGUUUAAUGAUCCAGAUGAUCCUUGUAAAAUAUUAGUGGCUACAGAUGCAAUAGGAAUGGGUCUCAAUUUGAGCAUAAGAAGAAUUGUAUUCCAUUCUUUAACAAAGAUGGAUAUUGGUGAGGAUGGUCAAAAAGUUUUCAGGAUGAUUGCUCCAUCACAAGCAUUGCAAAUUGCUGGCAGAGCAGGAAGAUUUGGCACAGAUUUUGAAAAUGGCUUUGUAACAACAUUGAUGGAAAGAGACCUCCACAAACUGAGGAGGUUAUUGAAUAGUGACAUCCCGGAAAUUGAGAAAGCUGGAUUGCAUCCUACAAGUGACCAGAUUGAAAUGUUUUCUUUCUAUCUACCCAAGCUUCGACUUGCAGAUUUAGUGGACGUUUUUAUUCACCAGUGCAGUUUGGAUGGAGAUCGUUUUUUCUUGUCUGAUAUGGAAACUUUCAAAGAGCUAGCUGAGCUCUCAGCCCAUAUUCCCUUAGAUUUACGUGUGAAGUAUGUGUUUUGUGUGGCACCUAUCAAAACAGAGGACAAGAUUCUGCUUUCUUUUUUCUUGAGGUAUGCUCGACAAUACAGCCAUGCAGAACCAGUGACUGUGAAAUUCAUAAAGAAAACACUUAACUGGCCUCUUUCUCCUGCAAGAACAACAGCUAUGAUAAAUAAUUUAGAGUCCGUGUAUCAAGGUCUUGAUUUAUACCGUUGGUUUGGCACACGAUUUCCAGACAUGUUUCCAGAUAGUGAACAAAUCAAAGAGAUGCAGGAUGAAAUAGACCGCCUAAUAUUGGCAGGAGUGAAAAAUAUAACAGUUUUACAAGAUGCAAGUGACACAGAAGAGACUAAGGUUGAGAAAUCACCUAUGUACAAAAAAUGGAAAUCUGCCUUACAAGUAAAAGAAAAGUAAAAAAGUAAAUUUCCAAAUACAAAUCAAGAUGAUGUGAUAAACAUCUUGAAAAUUUUGCAUGAAAAUUUCACUGCAGAUAUUUUUAUAAUUAAUACACUUAAAAAUAAACUGGCCAUAUAUAAACGUGUUAAGUUUUGAUUGAUGA
Lingula anatina is the source of this 2485-nucleotide messenger RNA. RefSeq names its product ATP-dependent RNA helicase SUPV3L1, mitochondrial. The record is from RefSeq and is a predicted model, not a curated record. Gene Ontology annotation, biological process: mitochondrial RNA 3'-end processing. Gene Ontology annotation, cellular component: mitochondrial degradosome. NCBI's taxonomy places the organism in Eukaryota, Metazoa, Brachiopoda, Lingulata, Lingulida, Lingulidae. Gene Ontology annotation, molecular function: ATP binding; RNA helicase activity; hydrolase activity, acting on acid anhydrides.